Molecule: messenger RNA, 3130 nt
Organism: Carlito syrichta (Philippine tarsier)
Lineage: Eukaryota; Metazoa; Chordata; Mammalia; Primates; Tarsiidae
Gene: NGEF
Product: neuronal guanine nucleotide exchange factor
Exons: 15
Coding region: 241-2376 (711 amino acids)
Biological process (GO): activation of GTPase activity
Molecular function (GO): protein binding; guanyl-nucleotide exchange factor activity
Source: RefSeq, a predicted model, not a curated record
UUCCCAGGAAGGCAAAGCAUUUGGUUGUGGGCUCUCUGGGAUGGAGCGCAGGGCCUGUGGAUUUUAGCUGGGGACACACUGGCCUGCUCUGCUGUAACGGGACAGGACAGUAGACAGGAGAGGACAGGCUGCCCAGGAUAGCCCAACCCCAGGAGCUCCUCACUGGCCGCACUCAAAACCAGUGAAGUUUGGUUUUGAACUCCCCAGUCAGUCUGUUGAAACACAGUCGGAUCUCUUCCCAUGGAGACCAAGGGAUCUGAAGAUCUGGAAAAAUCUCGGAGGAAAUCAGUGAGUGGUUCAUGGAAAACUGAUGAUGAACCAACCAAGGUGAGACCUGAGUUGCUCUCAGAAAAAGAAGAGCCUCCCCACGCUGACCAGGAGACCCAAGACAAAGAACCUCAUCAUUACAUCCCAGUUAAAAGAAAUUCCAUCUUCAAUCGUGCUAUGAGUCACAGAAGCAAAGCCAAGGUCAUAGAUACUCCUAAACAGAAUGCCAGCCACCUCGCAGAUUCACAGGAAAAUGGAAAAUCUAGAAAUGAGCCCCUGACCUUGAAUUGCCCCCAGAGCAGAAUGCCUCCCCAGAGAGCGCCAAUGCAGACAGGCCCAGGAGCCCAGAGAACGAGCGAGUCGUCCUCCACCCUGGGAAACGGGGCCACGCCCGAGGAGUGCCCGGCGCUCGCCGACAGCCCCACCACGCUCACCGAGGCCCUGCAGAUGAUCCACCCGAUUCCUGCCGACUCCUGGAGAAACCUCAUUGAACAGAUAGGGCUCCUGUAUCAGGAAUACCGAGACAAAUCGACUCUCCAAGAAAUCGAAACCAGGAGGCAACAGGAUGCAGAAAUACAAGGCAAUGACAAUGGGUCCCCAGCCAUCGAGGACACCCCAGAGGAGGAGGAGGAGGAGGAGGAAGAAGAGGAGGAGCUGGCAAGCCCGCCUGAGAGGAAGGCCCUGCCUCAGAUCUGCCUAUUCAGCAACCCCCACUCGAGGUUUAACCUCUGGCAGGAUCUUCCAGAGAUCCGGAGCAGUGGGGUGCUUGAGAUCCUCCAGCCCGAGGAGGUCAAACUGCAGGAGGCCAUGUUCGAGCUGGUCACUUCUGAGGCAUCCUACUACAAGAGCCUGAACCUGCUGGUGUCCCAUUUCAUGGAUAAUGAGCGGCUGAAGAAGAUCCUGCACCCUUCAGAGGCCCACAUCCUCUUCUCCAACGUCCUGGACGUCUUGGCCGUCAGUGAGCGGUUUCUCCUGGAGCUGGAGCACCGGAUGGAGGAGAACAUUGUCAUCUCCGACGUGUGCGACAUUGUGUACUGUUACGCAGCCGACCACUUCUCGGUCUACAUCACUUACGUCAGCAACCAGACCUACCAGGAGAGGACCUACAAGCAGCUGCUCCAGGAGAAAGCAGCUUUUCGGGAGCUGAUUGCACAGCUGGAGCUCGACCCCAAGUGCAAGGGGCUGCCCUUCUCUUCCUUCCUCAUCCUUCCUUUCCAGAGGAUCACGCGCCUCAAGCUGCUGGUCCAGAACAUCCUGAAGAGGGUAGAAGAAAGGUCUGAACGUGAGUGCACUGCCUUGGAUGCCCACAAGGAACUGGAAAUGGUGGUGAAGGCAUGCAAUGAGGGCGUCAGGAAAAUGAGCCGCACAGAGCAGAUGAUCAGCAUUCAGAAGAAGAUGGAGUUUAAGAUCAAGUCGGUGCCCAUCAUCUCCCACUCCCGCUGGCUGCUGAAGCAAGGGGAGCUACAGCAGAUGUCAGGCCCCAAGACCUCCCGGACCCUGCGGACCAAGAAGCUCUUCCAUGAAAUUUACCUCUUCCUCUUCAACGACCUGCUGGUGAUUUGCCGGCAGAUUCCUGGAGACAAGUACCAGGUGUUUGACUCAGCCCCGCGGGGCCUGCUGCGCGUGGAGGAGCUGGAGGACCAGGGCCAGACGCUGGCCAACGUGUUCAUCCUGAGGCUGCUGGAGAAUGCCGAUGACCGGGAGGCCACCUACAUGCUGAAGGCAUCUUCUCAGAGUGAGAUGAAGCGUUGGAUGACCUCGUUGGCCCCCAACAGGAGGACCAAGUUCGUGUCGUUCACAUCCCGGCUGCUGGACUGCCCCCAGGUCCAGUGUGUGCACCCAUAUGUGGCGCAGCAGCCAGACGAGCUGACGCUGGAUCUCGCUGACAUCCUGAACAUCCUGGACAAGACCGAAGACGGGUGGAUCUUUGGCGAGCGUCUGCACGACCAGGAGAGAGGCUGGUUCCCCAGCUCCAUGACUGAGGAGAUCUUGAAUCCCAAGAUCAGGUCCCAGAACCUCAAGGAAUGCUUCCGUGUUCACAAGAUGGAUGACCCUCAGCGCAGCCAGAACAAGGACCGCAGGAAGCUGGGCAGCCGAAAUCGGCAAUGACGCCCGGCCUGGGCCACCAGCCUGGCAGAGGGAUGUGGGCAGGCAGGAACAGGCCUGGCAGGCAGCCCCAGCACACGGCGGAGGGCUCUGGGGAAGGACAUGCCAGUGCCUCCGCAGGCAGCAGCAUGAGACUCGGGGUGCCCACCCCUCAACCCUGCCCGCGCGGUGAGUGCUCAUGUGUCUUGGCCCCCCCGCAUACAAACUGGACAAAGGGAGCCCAUGCCUCUCCUGAUGCGUUUAUAAACGGGAAAGUGUAUUUUAAGCAGUAUUACACCACCUCUCAAAGGGGGUGGAAGGGGAUGGGCAUGCUCCAGGGAACAGAAGAGGCCCCAGACCCAGGGCGUCCUGGCGGGGGACAGGCGGAAGGAGACAACUGCGAUCCCUUGCACGCGUCCUUCCCUACCUUGGGAGCCGUUAGAAUCUACCAGGCAUGCAGAUGGGCCACCCUUGCCUGACGGGGCUUGAGGAGCAGCCCUUGGUCCAGCUGCCUCUGCCCAUUCCUCCCCAGGCCUCUGCCAAACUCUGGCUGCACGGCCAGGCCCUGCUCCAUGGCAGGCCUACCAGAGCUUAGCUGAGGGCCCAUGCCACCUCUGGCUCCCCAAUGGGCUGGAUGUCACUUGAGUCUUCUGGCCCCUUAAGGAGCCCAGGUGUUUUAAGGAAUGAAUUGGUCACUGCAUCUUAUGUUGGUUAUGGUUCUGAGAAAAGCAAGUAUCACUUCUGGCUGCAUUAAAAGAAGCAUCACAUAUAACACAAA